Messenger RNA from Pantherophis guttatus, 2259 nucleotides. The record is from RefSeq and is a predicted model, not a curated record. NCBI's taxonomy places the organism in Eukaryota, Metazoa, Chordata, Lepidosauria, Squamata, Colubridae.
UAAAAAAAAAUAUAUAUGAAAGCUUCUGUCCCUUAAUAACUUUUUUUUAGCUUGAAACGGUGCUGCCAGACUGAUGACUUAAGAAAGAUGUGGCAAUUUCUAACUGGAAGCCUUUAUAGCAUAGUGCCAUACCUCAUGAACUAUCUCUUUAGCCUCACACCGGCAGGACAGGAGCUGCGGAUGGUAUAACACUCGAAUCUGAGGACCACUGGAAAUAUCUGGAAAGGGCCUUGGUGGUGCAGCAGAUUAAGUGCUGUUAUGUAGCACUUAGUUGCCAGCUGCCUGCAAUUAGUGCGAGUUCAAAUCUCACCAGGCUCAAGGCCUUGACUCAGCCUUCCAUCCUUCUGAGGUCGAGCUUCCAAGGGCUCGUAGCUCAGCCGCCUCGAGGCCCAGCGAGCAUCUCUUCUUGCUGGCAUCCAGUUCUCGAUUAAGGCAUCCCUACCAGACUGUCUCUCGACGUGGGUCCAGGCGUGCAACGAUCGGAAGGCGGUUGCCAUAACAACGACCCGAAUUUACUCCAAAAGAAUUCAGUUGGGCAGCUUCCGAUUGGCCGAUUCUGGGCGUUCCUUCUCUCUUCAGCCCCGCCCGCCGGAAAGCUUAAGAUUCGAGCUCGGUCUUUGCUGACGUCGCUUCGUCAGAUAUUUCUGAUAUGAAGAAACUUCUGUUGAUUGAUGCUGAUUGUGGUGUUGAUGAUGCUCAAGCUAUCAUGAUGGCUCUUGCAAAUCCCAGUGUAGAAGUCCUGGGGAUUACUUGCACUUAUGGGAACACCCUGUUGGAAAAUACAUCUAGAAAUGUGCUCCGUGUGUUGCAAGUUUGUAAUAAGCUUGAGAUUCCAGUUUAUCCUGGUGCUGCUGCUCCUCUACUUGGUGGACCUGUUACAGGGGCAGAGUUCCAUGGUAAAGAUGGAUUGGGCGAUGUUCCUGAUCCUAAUGCCCCAGGAACAGAACUUCUGCAGAAAGAAAAUGCUGUGACUGCAAUAUUAAGAAUAAUCAAUGAGCGGCCAGGUCAGGUAUCUCUGGUUGCUCUUGGUCCACUGACGAAUAUAGCACUAGCAGUGAAAAUGGACCCAUCACUUCCCAAGAAACUUAAAAAUUUGUUCAUCAUGGGAGGAAAUACUGAAUCCAGAGGAAAUAUUAAAUUGUGUGGAGAAUUCAAUUUUGCAACUGAUCCUGAAGCUGCUUACAUUGUCUUAAAUGAGUACACCUGCCCAAUGUAUAUUGCAGCCUGGGAGUUCACCUGUGCCUGCUCACGGCCCUGGGAAUUCUACCAUGAAUGGGUGAAUCAGAAUACUGAGAAAGCCAGAUUCAUGAAGAAAAUAUUUGCUCAUUCUUUAAAAAUCGCAAAACCUCACUUGGGCUUUGUUUCUUGUGACUCUUAUGCUAUGGCUGCUGCCAUUGAUGAAAACUUUGUCAUGGAAGUCACAAUAAUUGGUGUAAGUGUUGAGCUCAGUGGCUCUCUAACUAGAGGAAUGAUGGUAAUGGAUUGGUCUGACCAUCUGAAAAAGGAACACAAAGCAUUUGUAAUGAAAAACUGUGAUUUAGGGAAAUUCCAGGCACUUAUGAUGGAUGCUUUGAAAUAAAAUGGGCUUAUGAAGUUCUGUUCCAAAUAUUUAUGUUAAGUUACUGCUGCUGGGCAAACCAAAAUUUGCCUGAAACACUAUAAUAGCUGCCCAUGCAAAAGGUUCUAAUUGAAUUCCUUUCUAAUUGUUCUGAAGAAUAAAAUUAUCUUUUAACAUUUUUGCCAGCAUGAAAGAUAUACAUUGAACUUCUUUUUCUCUUCCUUUGCACUACAAUUGAAAUCCUUACCAAAAUCCUUUCCAGUCCCACCUUAUCCAAGAAAAUGUGGUGGAAUGUGAUACCUAGUGGCAAAAGGAAGAGGUCUUUCCAGGGGUGGGUUCUACUUACCUUUACUAUUGGUUUGCAGUGAGACCGUGCGCAUGUGCUCUUUUUGCUCGCGCGCACACACUUCUGCGCAUGCACAGAAGCGUUUUGGUGACAUCGGGGUCGGUGGGCGGGGCCUCCCGCUGGUUUUACUACUGAUUCUAUACAACCGGUGUAAACCGGGGGCAACUCACUACUGGGUCUUUCCCAAGGAACUAAGAGGCAAAUCAGCCUGGAACUCUUGAUAUGCAGGAAGAGGUCCAGAGUAACUUUUCACAGGGUAUAUCUAAUAGUAUCUAAUAGUUAUGCAGAUUGUGCUUUAGUUUGGCAAGAUUCCUGUCUAAAGGAGAACAACAGUAAAGAAACUACUCUGAGCGAA